Asparagus officinalis (garden asparagus) is the source of this 415-nucleotide messenger RNA. RefSeq lists its product as uncharacterized. Gene Ontology annotation, molecular function: flavin adenine dinucleotide binding; oxidoreductase activity, acting on the CH-CH group of donors. The record is from RefSeq and is a predicted model, not a curated record. Bases 80 to 415 code for a protein of 111 amino acids. The transcript has 3 exons. NCBI's taxonomy places the organism in Eukaryota, Viridiplantae, Streptophyta, Magnoliopsida, Asparagales, Asparagaceae.
CUGGUACAAGUGAAUCCUGUAUUGGUUAUUUGCCUUGUGGUAUAGUGCAUUCGAGAUCUGACAUGGAAGUAAAGCUUCUAUGGCUAGCAAAGGGCUCAAAGAGGAAUAUGGAGGCCUUGGUCCUGAUUACUUGUAUCACUGUAUAGCAAUGGAAGAAAUAAGUCGUGCUUCUGGAUCUGUUUGCAUUAAUCAAUUUGGUUGCAGUCCUUGGAUUUUUAGGGACUUUGAGGAAAUAAUCAAAGAACUGAUGGAAAGACUACCACACAUGAAAGAGCUUAUGAAUAUGUUUAGUGGCCCUGAUAGAGUGACUGCAAAGCAACAAAUGCAGGAGUUAGACAGAGUCGCAAAAACUCUACCAGAGAAUAUACCUUCAUCUGUGAAGAGGUUCACUGAUCGUGCCGUUCUUUCACUUUAA